CCUAUCAGAAAGUUGUUUCUAGCAGAGCUGCCGACGGAUUUCCUCAUCUAUUCCUACUGUGUGAAGGUUUUGAUUGUAUGCGCUAGUUUGUGUCCUAUAUAUCAUUCAUUAAUUCGGAACAUUGGAAAUCGUUUAACCAUGGCGGUUGAAUUUUAGAUAAAGUUUGGUCGGUUAAUUUUCAGAAAUCUAAACUGCGUAUUGAUGGUUCCACUUGAAAUUUGUUAUCUGAAAAGUAGGGUACGGGAACUAGUAAUAUUCUUUUACAUCAAUGUAUGUGCAUUUGAAACUCUGUUGGUUAAGCUGCUGGUUAAGAAGGGGUAGUAUGUUGCUGGAAUUUUUCAUUUGCCUUCAAAAAUACUAAUUCAUUUGGUCGGUUUCGUGAAGGUCUAUCAUCUUUUUAACUUUGGUUUUUUGUGAAAGGUAGAUCCAGAGUUGAGAACAUAUUUUCUUUAAAAGUCUUUAGGUAUCCAAUCAAAGAGUUAGAAUUAUAAUCUAAUCAACAAUUUUUCAAAACGAAGAGAAUCGAAACAAAUCAGGAAAGUUAAUGUAUUAUUUCCGUUUCCAUAUAAUUAAGAUUAGGUUUCGUAGGAAAGCAUGUAACCUUGAAGAGUGCAGGGGCCCAAAGAUGGAGACUACUGGCAAAGAAGAGGCUCAAAUGUUUCUGGACCGCUCUUCUCGUGCCACCAGAGGCAAGCGGAUGACAAAGUUGCUAGAUGAGGAGAUUGAAGAAGAUGAAGCAUUCUGGAAUCAGGAAGCUCUUAAAGAGGAGGAGCAUGACGUUGAAUAUGAAGAAGAAGCAGAAGUUGCAGAUGUGUUUGACAGUGACUUUGAAACAGAUGAAUCCGAACCCGACGAUGAAGGAGAAAAGGAACCAGAUGAGAGGAUUCGACCAAAAAAGCGACUAAUAUAUCCCGGAAAGACUUUAGCAAAGAGUAAGAAGAAAAAGAAGGCCCCGCCUCAGGUAGAAAAUGAUGCUCAAGAUGAAAGAACUCCUGAGCAGUCCACCCCUUCUGAACACCAUGAUGGUGCUGAAGAUGUUGAAGCGGAAAGGACUAUCCGUAAAUCUACAAGGACUGCCGUUGUCGUCAGGCAAGCUGAGAGGGAUGCAAUACGUGCGGCUCUUCAAGCAACAAUAAAACCGAUAAAGAGGAAAAAAGAAGGAGAAGAGAAGCGGAUGACACAAGAAGAGAUGCUUCUGGAAGCCGCUCAAACGGAAAUUGUUAAUCUUAGGAACUUGGAACGUGUCUUGGCUCGGGAAGAAGAAGUUAAGAAACGAGCAGUAGUUCAUAAAGCUGUUUAUACCGGGCCUCAGAUACGGUAUCUUUCAAGAGAGGGUGCCAACUUCCUUGUGUAUAUGAAUGGAGCAUCAUUUGAAUCAGAGAUCUCAACAAAAUCAACUCCUCGUAAGUGUAAUCAAUUUUCAUUGCCACAUAGGAUAACUUCGGUGACUUGCAUGUAUAUCGCUGUUUUAGCAUGAAACUCGAGCACUGUUUGUAUGGCCUGUGUAUCUUAUUAAAAUCUUUCUUUUUCUCGUGCUUACAUGACCAGUCAAUUGGCUUCAGCUUCACAUAAAACUGUAGCGUUGUUUUAGAGAAUCAGUUCAAUUCCUCGUUUCCAAAUUGAUGUAUUUUUCCUAUUACCCUCUUAAUGAUGAUUUCUGCAUUACGCAGAUCCAGAAAAAGCAGUGUGUGGGGUCACCGGAUUACCAGCAAAAUAUCGCGACCCUAAGACUGGCUUGCCUUAUGCGACAAAAGAAGCCUUUAAAAUAAUCCGAGAAAGGCUUUCUGAUAAAAGUAAGAACAUGUCUUAUAAAAGAAGUAUGGGAUUCCUGGGUGAUGCACUUCCUGAACAAGGCUUUCCUAAAAAACGAAAGAGAACAAUGGUUUCAAAGAAGGAAGCAUCUUAUUGGCGACCAUUUGCUCGUUUCCGCAGAUUUCCAGAAGUAGAAGUGGAAGAAGAAGAAGAAGAAGAAGAAGAAGAAGAAGAAGAAGAAGAUUCAGAGUAGAUUUUUAGCAUAGCAACCUUGUCUAUUAGUCAUGUAAAGAGCAGCUUCCAUAUGAUUUUAAUCUUUCAACUAUAUUAGUCUCAUACACUUCAUCAUCGUCUAUUCAUGUCAAGAGUAGCUUCCAUUUGAUUUUAAUCUUUUAAUGAUUUAUCUGCAUCAUCAGUUGGUCGCACCCGUAUUUCCCAUGUGGAGACUGGCCUCGGAGAACGACCAGAAAAGUAAAGGG
Oldenlandia corymbosa var. corymbosa is the source of this 2231-nucleotide messenger RNA. The record is from the annotation of a GenBank genome assembly. Lineage: Eukaryota; Viridiplantae; Streptophyta; Magnoliopsida; Gentianales; Rubiaceae.